AGCAGAUUUCUCUUCAAGUUUCGCCAAUGGCCUCUCUAUUGAAAUCGACCCCAAAAACUCAUGAUGGUGAUCAUGAGAAUGAAGAAGAGAGCUUCACGUAUGCAAUGCACGUGGCGACCUCCAUUGCGCUGCCCAUGACCUUGCGAUCUGCCGUCGAGCUUGGCGUUUUUGAAAUACUAGCAAAAGCGGGUCUGGGAGCCAAGCUCUCCCCCUCACAGAUUGUUCAACACAUGCCAACCAAGAACCCCGAGGCAGCCACAAAGAUGUUGGACCGUAUUCUGAGGAUGCUGGCCACCCACUCUUUGCUGUGUUGCUAUGUGGUUGCUGGUGACUCAUUAGGAUCCUUUAAUAGGCUUUACAGUCUUUCUGAUGUCUCUAAACACUUCGUCUGCAACGAAGAUGGUGUCUCUUUGAGCCCUCUCAUGGCCUUGGUUCACGACAAUGCCUUGUUAGAUAUCUGGUCCCAACUGAAAGAUGCAAUUCUUGAGGGAGGAGUUUCUGCAUUCAACAGGGUUCAUGGCACGGACUCCUUCGCGUAUACCGGGUUGGAGCCCAGGCUCAAUCAGGUUGUUAACACAGCCAUGUUCAACCACACUACCAUUGUUAUUAAGAACAUCCUUGACUCCUACAAAGGCUUCCAACAACUCAUACAAUUGGUUGAUGUCGAUGGCGGUCUAGGAGUCACACUUAACUUGAUCACUUCCAGAUACCCCCAUAUCAAGGCCAUUAAUUUCGAUUUGCCCCAUGUUAUUCAACAUGCCCCACAUUAUCCUGGUGUGGAACAUGUCGGAGGAGACAUGUUUGAAAGCGUUCCUAAGGGGGACGCCAUUUUUAUGAAGUGGAUACUCCAUGAUUGGAAUGAUGAAGAGUGCUUGAAGCUGAUGAAGAACUGCUACGAGGCAACUCCAAAAGAUGGAAAGGUGAUUGUUGUGGAUGCAGUUCUUCCAAUUGUGCAUGAGAUUAGCACUAGCACU
Messenger RNA from Corylus avellana, 974 nucleotides. Its product is annotated as isoflavone 3'-O-methyltransferase 4-like. Gene Ontology annotation, molecular function: protein dimerization activity; O-methyltransferase activity. Lineage: Eukaryota; Viridiplantae; Streptophyta; Magnoliopsida; Fagales; Betulaceae. The record is from RefSeq and is a predicted model, not a curated record.